Pyricularia oryzae 70-15 is the source of this 2972-nucleotide messenger RNA. RefSeq names its product subtilisin. NCBI's taxonomy places the organism in Eukaryota, Fungi, Ascomycota, Sordariomycetes, Magnaporthales, Pyriculariaceae. Gene Ontology annotation, cellular component: membrane; cytosol; cell wall. The record is from RefSeq and is a predicted model, not a curated record. Gene Ontology annotation, biological process: proteolysis. Gene Ontology annotation, molecular function: tripeptidyl-peptidase activity; serine-type endopeptidase activity. The transcript has 4 exons. Bases 1 to 2610 code for a protein of 869 amino acids.
AUGAUCCUCUCCGCAUCGGUGAUCCUUACCGUUCGUGGCGUCGAGUGCGAUCCUGCCAACAAUGUGGCUGGACAUGCCAACUUCCUCAGUGGAGUGGCCAAUCAGGUGUCUCAACUUGGACCCAGCUGCCAUGCCACGCCUCGAAGGAGCUUUGACUCCCCGCACUUUACCGGAGCGUCGUUUGACUUGAAAUGCGACGACGCUCUGGACCAGCUCAAUGUGCUCGGGGCCAUCCAAAAGACACCAGGCGUCGGCAAAGCAUGGCCAGUCGGGCGCGUCAAGCACCAGAUGGCAUUGCCGGGCCAGGGCGCAAAGAGUUGGGCGGGUAGCAAAAGGGACGUCGUCGGUGUCGAGCAGAGCGACGCUGCCCGGGCAUUUCCGGUGGACAGCUUCUCCACGCACAAGAUGGGCAACGUCGACCGUCUCCACGAGCAAGGCAUCACGGGCGCCGGCAUCAGGAUAGCCGUGGUGGACUCGGGCUUCGACACGUCGGUGCACGGGCUCAGCGAGACCAAAAUCACCUACUCGGUCGACAUCACGGGCGAGUUCCCAGACGCCAGGGACAACUGCAGCAUUCACGGGACGCACGUGCUCGGCAUCGUGGGGGCCAAGAGCGCCGACAACAUGUACAACGCCACCAGCGACGACCUGAUUGCAGGAUUCACCGAGGCCGCCAAGCGAGGCGUCGACAUCAUCACCUGCUCCUUUGGAGGCGAAGGCGCCUUCCCCGAGGAGCCUUGGGCCCUCGCCGCCACUCGAAUCGCCGAGUCCGGCAUCUACGUCUCGCUCCCGGCGGGCAAUGCAGGCCCAGGCCCCUUUACCGGCGUCAACCCCGCAACAGCCCCGGUCGUCGCCGCCACGGGUUCGGUCGACAACGUCGUAAACCCGUGCCUCCAAUGGCAGGGGUCCGUGACCAAGGACAAUCAAACCACGCCUUUUUCUUUUGUCCCCGGCGGCGAGCUCAACUUUCCCGACACGCCGUUGUACAUAUGGUCGCCCGUCGCGAAGGAAAGGCCCGGCUCUCCGACCGACUGCGCCCUCAUAACAAGCGAUCCCCCCAAGGAUCCCGACAACACCAUCGCCGUCGUCAAUGGGUACCAGUGCUUUGUCGACUCGGACGGAAACGACAUUGCAAUUUCGAAAAAGUACAACAUCCAAUACUUUUUGUAUUACCUGCCCGAGCCGCCAAAGGACCAAACGCCACGCUGCCCGCAAUGGAGCAAUUCAGGCUACAACCAAACCAAGGGCACCCUCCUGACCGGGUACGACUUUGGCGCAGAGAUGCUUGCUGAGAUUGCCCAAGGACGCCAGGCCUCGCUCAAGAUUCCCAACAACCCCGUCGACGGCAAGGUCUCCCUGACCAACAAGCCGUCUCCCAGCGGCGGUUCUAUUACAUAUUACUCGAGCUGGGGCCCAAGCUGGGACGGUCGCACAAUGCCGACUUACAUGGCGCCUGGAUACAACAUCUUGAGCACCUUUCCCAAGCGCAUGGGCAGCUGGGCCGUCAUCGGCGGCACCAGCAUGGCCACUCCUUAUGCCGCCGGCGUUGCCGCGCUACUCAAGCAGCAGUUUCCCAAGAUUACCAGCAGUCAGAUCCAGUCCAUCCUGACCACGACGGCGCAGCCCAUCAAGUUCAACGACCGCCAGUUCAGCAGCUACAGCGGGCCGAUCCGGGACUUUUACGCCCCGAUCCUCCAGCAGGGCGGAGGUCUGCUCGACGCCUACGCGGCCUCCAACACCAAGACCUACGUCAACGUGAGCAACCUCAGCUUCAACGACACGGCCAACCGCGUGCACUCCAUCGCCGUCGAGAUCUCCAACACCGGCACCAAGGAGCUCACCUACAACCUGCAGCACGUCGGCGCCGCCUCUGGCUACUUUAUGAACACCACCGGCGGCAACCAGUACCAGUUCACCUACGCCAUGGGACUGCCCAAGUACGCCGACCUCAAGAUCACGCCCUCCAGCCUGACCCUCGGCCCCGGCAAGACGGCCAGCGUGUCCGUGUCCAUCGCCGCCGAGCCCCACCUCCCCGACGGCGUCUCCUACUUUGGCGGCUACGUGGCCAUCAACGCCACCGGCGCCGGCUCGCCCGCCGAGCACCUGACCAUCCCCUACACGGGCUUCGGCGGCAACCUGACCUCGCUCCCGGCCAUCAACCGGGACAAGACGUACGGCGGGCCCAUCGACCUCAAGACCAACAAGGUGACGCGCGCCGACGCCGGCCGCGUCUACACCUGCGCCUACAACGCGACCGCCAGCUCGCCCUGCACCUUUGCCGACGGCCUGUACCCGGCCCUGUUCGCGACGCUGAUGACGGGCGCGUCGCGCAACAUGACCAUCGACCUGGUCGACCGCAAGACCGGCGUCGCCGUGCUGCCCGACGACAUGUCCAUCGGCUCGUCCGACACGUACGGCCUCAGCAACUACUGGUACUGGGACGGCUCCGACAAAAACCGCACCUACGUCCCGGCCGGCGACUACUUUUGGCGCAUCAAGAUGUUGCGGCUGAACGGCCACAUCGGCGAGGCCAACGCCUGGGACGACGUCGACUUGUCCUGGUUCACGCUGAAGUACACUGCCAACAGCACACUCCCGAAAAAGUAUUGAGAGGUGUUGGGCAUGUCGGUUUGAUGGAUCAUAAUGGGGCUGCGUUGUAGUCUCUGAUCUUUUAGUGUCUCUAGACUUUCAUCUUUACUGAUGCAUGAAUAAUUAAAUUCGACACCUUUUGGUCCACUCGACAAGUACUAGCUGCUGAGGCUGGGGUAUUUAUGCGGAUAACGGGUGUGACAUCAUGUUCUCUGAGGUCUACAAUGUGUUUUCCUACAGAAGAUCUCUAGAAAGUAGCACAAGUGGUCUCAUCCACCGUUUUACUCGCAUGUUCAAGCGAGUAUUAGUUUCAUACAAUAUAAAAUCAAAAAAUAUAGUAAGUAACUUGCUUGCGUCUCCACAUCUGCGCAACACCAGCAUUG